AUGGACGAUUUGAAUCAUCCCAGCUCGCGCCCUUUUCCCUCGGGGUCAGCGCAGAAUGGGGCGAGGAGCAUUUGGUCUGGUCCUUGCGAGACUCUCGACGCCGCUGGCUGGAACAACCAUUCUCUCGCGAAUAAUGAGGAUUCGACAUUUGGUGCAAAUCCUCUGGAUGAUGUCAAUUUUCUAGCAUCGGGAUCGGCGAGUGAAGGUUGGCUGGAUGGGGCCAGUGCGAAUGUCCCAGGAACACCCGGGCUGUGGUCCCUUGAACUUGGGCAUUUAGACGACCCGUCGCCAGCACUAGUGUCAUCGAACGAUCUGGAUCUACGGCCGGACUUGCAAGCAACUGGCGCGGCUUCGAAUCAACCAACAUUUUCCAAUGUCACUCAGUGGUUAGAUGGCUCGUAUCGCCCUGAGCAGCCCUGCAGUCACUGCCGCCGGCACCGCCUUCAGUGCCUCAUCAUCCGGACGGCCCCAGCUAAUCCGAACCCAGAGGCCGCCUGCUCGAGUUGUGUUGCUCUGUUCCGGGUAUGUAGUCUGGCACGGGGAGAGAAGCGCCAACCAUCUAGGUUUGAGACGCUGUCGCCAGUGAUGGGUCACCUGCAUGGUCUGCCAGAGUUCGCGGAAGCAGAGGGGAAUGGACACGAGGCUUUGGAGCCUUUGCCAACGUCUCGGGGGGAAGGCAAGGAAUCGAAACAGUUCGUAAGACGAGGGGUCCGGAUAUUGAAGGAAUGGUUCAGUGACAACCAGGAAUUCCCUUACCCGUCUGAAGACGAGAAAGUCCGUUUGAUUCGCGAAACCGGUUUCUCCAGAAGACGACUGUCGACAUGGUUCGCCAACGCGCGCCGUCGCCAGAAGCAAAGGUCAGAUCCUGCACCCUCGGCUCAGAUCUACCGUUCGGGCUCUCCGAUGCCCACAAGCACACUCGCAUCCUUGACGCCAAUGGAGAGAUGGCAGGCUUCCCCGCCAGAGGAUGAGUCAGUCCCGAGCGCAGCGAUUGAGAAUGCCAUUGCAUCUGCCGGUGAUCCGUUUGCGCCGAACACAGACCAUCUACAAGCAGACGAGGCCAUGUUCGAAACAUUCUUAAAUCUCGAAGAGACAUCAUCGCACCUAAGCUCGUCCUUGUCUAGCUUAGGCAGCAGGCACUCGGAAAGCUCGACCGGAAGCGCAUCAUCUGCAUGGAGUCAUCGCUCUGGGGAGAGCAUGUUGCCCUUCCCGUUUCACCCUCCCAGGCCGCAGGCAAAGCGUAGACGAGCGAGAUCUCGACUACCAUCAGACGAGGGACAGUACCAGUGCACGUUCUGUACGCAGUCCUUCAAGAAAAAACACGACUGGAUUCGGCACGAAAAGAGUGUUCAUCUGCGCCUUGACUCCUGGGUGUGUACCCCGGACGUCAGCCAACUCCGGCCGGAUCCUGCGCGACUCGACUGCCGCUUCUGCGAACAGUCUGCACUCCCCCAAGACCAUUGGGUUGAUCACGAGUUUGAAGUCUGCGCGCAGAAGCCGCUGGCGGAUCGCUCCUUUAGCCGGAAAGACUAUCUGUGGCAGCAUCUGCGUAAAUUCCACGGCUGCACCAAAUUGCCCGUCGACAGCUUGGACCUCUGGCGCGGUGCGGCCAGCGAGGUGCAAAGCCGCUGCGGAUUCUGUAACGCGACGCUGCCGACCUGGACGGUGCGAGGGGAUCAUCUGGCGCAGCAUUUCAAGGACGGCUAUCGCAUGCAUCAAUGGACGGGGGACUGGGGCUUGGACUCGGAUGUGCUUGGGGCUCUGCAAAAUGCUGUCUUACCAAGCAAUCGAUGUAUGGCGAAUUCAGAGCAUCCCGUUUCUACCUAA
Molecule: messenger RNA, 1827 nt
Organism: Aspergillus clavatus NRRL 1
Lineage: Eukaryota; Fungi; Ascomycota; Eurotiomycetes; Eurotiales; Aspergillaceae
Product: putative homeobox and C2H2 transcription factor
Exons: 2
Coding region: 1-1827 (608 amino acids)
Biological process (GO): regulation of DNA-templated transcription
Molecular function (GO): DNA binding
Source: RefSeq, a predicted model, not a curated record